AAAAUUUUCGACUUCUUACUUUCCUGGCAUCUGAAUACCCUCCGCUUUUUCUACGGCGAGUUCUCGCCGGCCGUCGUCGAGAGCAAAAUCAUCGUUUCCCUUUUCCGUUCACUUAAUACCCUUUUGAGAAACCCUAAUUUUGAUCCGAUUCUUUCAGUUUACCGUUCAAUUCUUUACCUCAUUCCGUUGACCUAACUUUUCAAUUCACCGAUUUCUUUUCCAAUUCUCUGAUUUCAUAAAUCCCGAUGGCAUUUCUUCGCUUCUUGUAAGGUUUUUACAGCCCUCCCCGUUAGUUUCCGAACCCACAAUUCUCUACAUCUUGCUCGGUUUAUUACAAUUUGUAGUUAUGGCGAUCCGGUUCACAGUCACCUAUUCCGGCUACUUAGCCCAAAACCUAGCUUCAUCGGCUUCUUCGAAAGUCGUGGGUUGCAGGUUUUUUCACGAAUGUACUGUCCGAUCUCGAAUUUUCCAUCCACCAGCUCAAAAACCCGAAUCAAAUUGCUCCGAUUUCCGCCGGACAAAACCGAAACCACGACCGGUGAGUAAUACUUACUCUUCCCGGUCGUUUUCGUCCAGUUCAGCGUGUUCUUCGUUUGCUUCUGAGCUUUUUGGCGGAAGUUCGAAUUCACCUUUGGUUGUUGGAUUGAUUUCGCUGAUGAGGUCUUCUUCUGGGUCUUGUACCAUGAAUGCGUUGGGGAUUUCGCCUUUGAAAGCGUCUUCGUUUCUUCCAUUUCUUCAGGGCUCGAAAUGGCUUCCUUGUAAUGAGCCCAGUAUUGGGUCCUCGGGGAGUUCCGAGGUGGAUAAAGGUGGAACUGAAACUAGGUGUAGUGAAAGUUUUGUUCGGUCGGAGCCUUUGUCCAAUGAAAUGAAGGUUUCCAAGAGCCGUUGGGUGUCAAAGUUGUUGAACAUCUGUUCUGAUGAUGCAAAGGCUGCUUUUACAGCUUUGAGUGUUAGCAUAAUGUUUAAGUCAUCUUUGGCUGAGCCAAGAUCAAUUCCAUCUGCUUCCAUGUCCCCUACUCUGGAUAAGGGUGACCGUAUAAUGGCUGAAAAGGUUUCAUAUUUUUUUCGGCAACCUGACAUUUCAGACAUAGUGAUAUUUAAAGCACCACCAAUCCUUCAGCAUAUUUUUGGUUGUAGUGCUGGAGACGUCUUCAUUAAAAGAGUUGUUGCAUUAGCUGGGGAUUAUAUUGAAGUGCGUGAGGGUAAACUGUUUUUGAAUGGUGUUGCUCAAGAUGAAGAUUUCAUUUUAGAGCCUAUUGCCUAUGAAAUGGAACCAGUGCUUGUUCCUGAAGGCUGUGUGUUCGUGAUGGGGGACAAUCGCAAUAAUAGCUAUGACUCUCACAACUGGGGUCCACUUCCCGUUGCAAACAUUGUCGGUAGGUCAGUAUUCAGAUAUUGGCCCCCAUCCAGGGUGUCGGACACCCUGCAUGGAUCAGUAAUGGAGAAGAGAGUAGUUGCAGUUUCUUGACCCUGUCUAAGAUGGAGGUGUUCUACUGACUUCUUUCAUCUCUUUAUUCUUUUACUGAUCAUUCUCUGCCUUCUGGCUCAUUGGAUCAGCUGUAUAAUCUUUCCCAUCCCAGCUGCUGUUGUUCGACCCACAAUUUGAACAACUUUGAGGAUGGAUUAUCUUAAUCCGCCUGUGUGAUUGUUUUUCUCAAGGGGCCCUAUAUUGUGUUUUUCUGCAAUUUUAUGUAGUGCAAAGUCUCAGAGAUAAAGCUGAUCAUUGGAAUUAGCAAACUCAGUUGUCAUGAUCUGAAGAACUGGAACAUUUUCCCUUUCUCCUAAACCGUGGAGUGGAGAACCAGAUUAGGGAGACACGAUGGUGUAUCCAACAAAGUUUCAGCUGUAAAUCGUGACACAAUAUUCUGAGGCUGAACAUGUUUAAUAUUUGCUUGUAUUCCUGCUGAAUGUAGUGAAUUAUGAAGUAUGGUCUCUAUGUAACAA
This is a messenger RNA of Solanum pennellii, 1944 nucleotides long. RefSeq names its product thylakoidal processing peptidase 1, chloroplastic-like. The transcript is spliced from 6 exons. Gene Ontology annotation, molecular function: serine-type endopeptidase activity. Gene Ontology annotation, cellular component: chloroplast thylakoid membrane. Gene Ontology annotation, biological process: thylakoid membrane organization. Bases 347 to 1468 code for a protein of 373 amino acids. The record is from RefSeq and is a predicted model, not a curated record. NCBI's taxonomy places the organism in Eukaryota, Viridiplantae, Streptophyta, Magnoliopsida, Solanales, Solanaceae.